Molecule: messenger RNA, 966 nt
Organism: Stylophora pistillata
Lineage: Eukaryota; Metazoa; Cnidaria; Anthozoa; Scleractinia; Pocilloporidae
Product: testican-3
Biological process (GO): anatomical structure development
Molecular function (GO): calcium ion binding; extracellular matrix binding; protein binding
Source: RefSeq, a predicted model, not a curated record
AUUAUUGGACGACGUACACAUUCAUUCCACUCAAAGUGACAAACACCGAUCUUUGUCGCUAAAAGACUUAGUCUCAAGAGAAGAAUAAGAACCGGGUGGAUAGAGAGAAAGAUAAGGAAAGAAAAAAGUUUUCGUCAGGAUGGCUGCCGGACUAUUUCAUGUUGCUCUUAUAUGUGUGUGCCUUUUUACAACCGCGACCGCAGAAAAGUCACCGGCCAAAUCAAAGGAUCCGUGUGAGAGGGUUUUCUGCACUAAAGGACGUAUGUGUGUUGUAAACGAGGAUCGAUCUACUACUUGUGUGUGUCCAGAAUCUUGUCCUGAGGAGUAUAAUCCUGUCUGCAGUGUGUACCGAACGGAAUUCAACAAUAAUUGCGAACUGCACAAGUUUGCUUGUCGACUUGGCGUUAUGGUUGGAAUUGAACGACAGGGAAAAUGUGAUAGCGAAGGAGACAAGUGGAAGUGGGGCCCAUGCUCAACCUCCAGCCUUCAGCAGUUCCAUGAUCGAUAUCUUGAAUAUCUGAUGUUUGCACGAGAGAAGGAGUUGGAUCCAGAUUUCCCAACUGGGUCGAAAAGACUGGAUUCGCUGACAUAUGAGGAACGGAAAGCAAUUAUCGAGUGGGAAUUUUAUGGUAUGGACAAGAACCACAAUGACAUUCUCGACAAAGAGGAAAUCGAAUUAAUGAUCGACCCGAACGAAGACUGCAUGGUUGGAUUCAUGAAGUCAUGUGACUAUGAUCAUAAACCGGGCAUUAGUAGGAAGGAAUGGAACGAAUGCUUCCCACCAAUCAGUACUGAAGUGAACCAGGACGCUAUGGACUUCUAAUGAAAUAAGUACCAGGUGUCAGGAGGAGUCUUCAAAAUACUUGAUAUCGUUUUUAUUUCUUCAGAUGUCUCUUCUAGUUCAUUUGUAAAACCUCAUUAAUCAAGAAUGCAUCGAUUAAAAUGAUCUUCUUUGCUUCCCGCAAA